Molecule: messenger RNA, 1062 nt
Organism: Orycteropus afer afer
Lineage: Eukaryota; Metazoa; Chordata; Mammalia; Tubulidentata; Orycteropodidae
Gene: ERFL
Product: ETS repressor factor like
Exons: 5
Coding region: 1-1062 (353 amino acids)
Biological process (GO): cell differentiation; regulation of transcription by RNA polymerase II
Cellular component (GO): nucleus
Molecular function (GO): sequence-specific DNA binding; DNA-binding transcription factor activity, RNA polymerase II-specific
Source: RefSeq, a predicted model, not a curated record
AUGGACUGUAGCUGUGUCUCGGACCUUCUCUUCGCCCCGCCUGCAUUGCCGGCUCUCUGGACCCCUGGGUUUGCUUUCCCGGAUUGGGCCUACAAGCCUGAGUCGUCCCCCGGCUCGCGGCAGAUCCAGCUGUGGCACUUUAUUCUGGAGCUGCUGCAGAAGGAGGAGUACCAGGGUGUCAUCGCCUGGCAGGGGGACUACGGGGAGUUCGUCAUCAAGGACCCUGACGAGGUGGCUCGGCUCUGGGGCAUCCGCAAGUGCAAGCCCCACAUGAAUUACGACAAGCUGAGCCGGGCCCUGCGCUAUUACUACAACAAGCGGAUUCUCCAUAAGACCAAGGGCAAACGGUUCACCUACAAGUUCAACUUCAGCAAAGUCGUGCUUGUCAACUACCCGCUGCUGGACGUGGCAGCAGCUGCCACUGGCUCCCCACUUUUGCUGACCCCUGGUCCCUUUGGGGGCACCCCUGGACCCGAUGCUCCUCCCCUCACCCCCGAGACCCUGCAGACCCUGUUCUCUGCCCCCCGGCUGGGAGAGCCAGGAGCCCGGACGCCCCUGUUUACCCCCGAGACGGACAAACUGCGGCUGGACAGCCCCUUCCCAUUCCUGGGCUCUGGUGCCACUGGCUAUUCCAAGCCCCCAGGCCUGCUGGGUCCUUAUGGCCGCGCCUUCCCAGAGUACCCGUGGAACUUUAACCCAUACCUUACCGGCCCCUUCCCCAAGCUUCCCCCUUCUCUCUACCCCCCACACUUCUACCCCAACCCUCUGGCCAGUUCACUGGGCCACCUGCCCUCAGCAGGGGCAGGGGGAGGUCCCACCGCUGCACCCCUGCUGACCGCGGCAGGGGAGGGUCCUGGCCCUGAGCGCCCCUCAGGCCUGGCAGUGGCCCCCCGCCUGGCACUGCCAGGGGCUGGGGGUCCGGAGGCCACGCUGGGCGGGAAGGACAGCGACUCGGAGCUGGAGAUCACUGACGUCAGUGGCUGCAGCUCGGACAGCGAGGGUGAUGAGGGCCUCCCCGUAGCCCCCAAGGCCAAGGCCGGCAAAGGGAGUCCCGGCAGCUGA